AUGGCCGGCUCCACCAAGGUGCUGGCAGCCGUCCUGCUCGUCGACCUCGUCGCCUUCGGCCUCGCCAUCGGCGCCGUGCAGAGCCGGCCCUCGGCGAGGCUGGAGACGGACGCGCGGCAGGAGUGGACCUACUGCGUGUACCGCACCGACGCCGCCACGGCGCUGGGUGGCACCGCGCUCGCGCUGCUGCUCGUGGGACAGGCGGUGGCCGCCAUCGCCAGCCGCUGCUUCUGCUGCGGGUCCGCGCUGCGGCCCGGCGGCGCCCGGGCCUGCGCACUCGUCCUCUUCCUCUCCUCCUGGGUGACAUUUGUCAUCGCUGAGGCGUGCCUGCUGGCUGGUCUGUUGCAAUCCGCCUACCACACUGGCUACCGGACGGUGUUUUUCCAGAACCCGCCGGACUGCGAGACGGUGAGGAGGGGCACGUUUGGAGCCGGCGCUGCGUUUGCCCUUUUCACCUGCGUGCUCACCUCGGCCUACUACUACUACUUCUCCAAGGCGCGGAUCCACUACCACCGCCCGGAAGUCGCCAUCGGCAUGAGCCCGUUGUAA
This is a messenger RNA of Miscanthus lutarioriparius, 549 nucleotides long. Lineage: Eukaryota; Viridiplantae; Streptophyta; Magnoliopsida; Poales; Poaceae. The record is from the annotation of a GenBank genome assembly.